Recurvomyces mirabilis is the source of this 1095-nucleotide messenger RNA. RefSeq lists its product as uncharacterized. Bases 1 to 1095 code for a protein of 364 amino acids. The transcript is spliced from 3 exons. Gene Ontology annotation, molecular function: iron ion binding; monooxygenase activity; oxidoreductase activity, acting on paired donors, with incorporation or reduction of molecular oxygen. NCBI's taxonomy places the organism in Eukaryota, Fungi, Ascomycota, Dothideomycetes, Mycosphaerellales, Teratosphaeriaceae. The record is from RefSeq and is a predicted model, not a curated record.
AUGAAAGCACCAGCUUACGACUUCAUGUCUGUGGAGCCGGCUGGCAUUUUCAGCCUUCGGGAUAAGAGUGCUCACAGUCGACGUCGUGGUCUCUUGAGCCAUGCUUUCUCGCAGCAGAGUCUGGAUAAUUGCUUGCCACUUAUCAACGACAAGAUUGAUCUCUUGCUCGCCACAAUUGCACGGAAUCGGGACAAGCCAUUCGACACGUUGUUACGGUUUCGACUUCUGGCUCUGGAUAUUGUGGGCGAGCUGUUUCUAGGCCAGUCCUUUGAUGGACUGAAGGAGGACAAGCCGCCGCAAUUUCUGCAUGAUGGCGAUUUACACUUCAUCCAGAGUGGUCUCCAGGGUAAUCUUCCUUGGCUUCACAAUUUCCUGAGCAUCCUCCCAAUUCAGUCAGUCCAAUCUUUUCUCGGCUCAUCUGAGCGUGUUGCGCAAUUCGGAAACACAGCUUACAAAGACUACAUCAAGAAAUACGGCAGGGACUCCAAGCGCCGAGACCUGCUUACGAAGAUUCUAGCUUCUGGCUCCAGCAUGGCCAUGACGGACCGUGAGACCUACGUAGAGAUCGGGAAUCUUGUAUUUGCUGGAUCAGAUACAACGAGUACGACACUCACCUACAUGUUCUGGGAACUCGCUCGGCAUCCUGAGUGGCAGACGAAGAUUCAAGAGGAGCUGCGCAGGUCUGACGAGAAACAAUCGCUGGACUACAACCGUCCCCUACCGGUCCUCGAAGCCGUCAUCAACGAAGCCCUGCGACUCCAUCCUGCUGCGCCCUCGAGCCUUCUGCGUGUUGUGCCUAUGGGAGGUUCAGAUAUCGCAGGCUACACCCUCCCACCCGGCACGACAGUCUCGAUGCAAUGUUACACUACCCAGCGCAACUCAACCGCAUUUCCGGACCCAGACACUUUCAACCCACAGCGAUGGCUGAACAGCGACAUGUCGGCAGACGCAAAACUUCUCUUCAUGCCGUUCUCGCGAGGCACUCGUGCUUGUCUUGGUCGAAAUCUGGCCAUGAUGGAGUUAAAGGGGUUUCGGCGGCGUUGUUGGCUAGAUAUCGCGUUUCUGCCCCUGCUCACACGGAUGAAGAGAGCAUGA